UGUCGCGAAGGUCGCCCAGCUCACUUUUCCCUCGCACUUUUCUCGGCUGAUUCUCGGCUGCUUGCUCUCGGACCUCUUACUCCCGACACCGUCUGCCUGUCUGUCUGUCUGUUACACUUCCAUCUCGCUGCACCGCGCGCCGUUCCCAUAAGCGGCACAGUUAAUUUCAACGCGCGGUUCCCAUAUAACAUAAUAAAGCAUUACGAAUAUGUGCUCACGUGCAUAUCUUCUCAUUACACGUUUUUACGUUACAUUAAAAGCAUUCGCGCACGGUCAUUAUUACGCCCGCCGUGGCCGAAAACUAUAUCCUCCUUCUCGGGAGAGCCGAACCUUUCUCGCGAAACGUAAAAAUUCCUGAAAAUCCAGCCGGCGGACAUUAUAGUGAGACGCGCGGCAGAGAGAUUAUCUUAAAGAUCCUUUUAAGAAAGUAUUUCGGAUGAAUUAUUUAGCAACCGCGAUAUUAAAAAAUGAUUAGGCGGCCUGACUCGGUGCCGGGUUUUUUCUACGCGUUGACAGGACGGUGAUUAAGACCGUCGAAAGCGAGUCGCGCAAUUUCGGCAAUCCAUCGAAAGUGUGACAGCGUAAUAAUCACGGUGUCCCGCGAGCGAACCCCGUGAACUGAACUCUGCCCCACGGAGACUGCGGGAUGUAACGCGGCGGCCUCGUCUUCUUUCGUUAGAGUAAUUACCGCGCCGCGACGGCUCUCGUAAACGACGAUUCGUGAUUUAUGUUCUGCGUUACGCGCGCACGAAACGUUCACGAAAAAACGCGUGAGAAUUGCCGUUGCGUAACGAGCGUAAUAAUAAUAAUAAUAAUAAUAAUAAUAAUAAAUAAUAAUAACUUUAGUGUUCAUGUGCAAGAUCCGAUUCCGAUAAGUCUCGCGCAGUUCUAGGCGCCGGCAAUGAUGCUGUUACAGCAAAAGAUAAUUCGACCGCAAGAAAGCGUAUAAUGUAUAACGAAAGGAAAGAACUUAAAUAUAGUCAGACGCGAGAUUAUAAGUGCACAUGUGGAUUUUUAAUGAGAAUGAGGAAUAGAGGAAUGAAAUGAAUUAAUAAGAUGGGAAACAAGAUACCUGAGCUGAACAAGCCCACUUAAUUAACUUUAUUUUCUAAAAAUUCUAUUAAUGUGUGUGUGUAUGGGGGGAGGGAGGAAAAAUUUAUUGAAACUAAGUGAGAAUAAAGUCUUUAUUUUAAUUGCUCACAAGAAUAAAAUAUAUUUUUUAUGUAUAGAAAUACGUUGUUUUAAUCCUGAUAGCCUUAUUAGCCUUAUUAAAUAUUACAUAUAUAUAAAUAUGUAAUAUUGAAAGUAAAAAUAAAUUAAAGCUAACAAAGAAACUAAAAAUAUCUUCUAACUAAUUUUAAAGUGAUUAUUAAUUACAUAAAAAUAAAAUUCCUUAGAGUUUACUCUCAAACAUCGCAAUUAUCUUUAAUUAAUCUGUCAAUCUUGGGUGCAGUUUUAGCUUCUCAAAAAUUAGCAGCAUUAAAAGUCAUUGUUUUUUGGCAUAGUAAGCUCUUGCCUAAUCUCGAAUAAAAUUUUCCGGAACCGGAAAAAGAAAAUAGAACGGAGAAAAAAAUUGAAACAAAAUAAAUUAACAUAACAUAAAUUCUUAAAGAUGCAUAUAAAGUUUAUGGCGAGGUUACUAUCUUCGAGAAAAGAUUUGAUUUUCUCAAAUUGUUUAUCGGGAGAUUAAAUUGUUUUUUUUUUUUUCAAUAAAGAAUCGUGCACACGCACUUUUAGAGAAUUGCCGAUUUGCCCGGUAGAUUCGGUGCUCCAAGCGGUACCAGAACAAGAGAAGGCGCCGACGGACGAAGGAGAAAGAGAAAGAGGGGAUCUCGUGCUAACAGAAGGGAUAAGAAACCCAUGCACGUACUCUUACCAACGGUACGACGACUUCAGUCUGACGAUCGCUUCCACGGAGCGAGGUUGGCCGAGCCCGACGUUAAUCCGGGAUCAUUCGUCGGUCCGAGCACACGGUGAUUUGGAUCCUUGCGUUGUGAUCGGUGCAAAAAAAAAGAGAGAAAAAAAAGGACUGUGUGCUCCGAAAUUUUGGCGUGAAAAGUAAAAGUAUUCCUUUAGGCAUUCCCGCCUCGUAAUUCAAUUCGAGAGAAAUCAAAUUUCGAGACGCGAGUGACCAGCCGAUGUAGAUAGAAAUCACUCCUGUAAAAUUGACAACCCCGAGAGGCAUAAAAGCAAAUCGUUAAUCAGUUUCCGGGAACGCGAAGGCUGAUCGGAAGGUAGCUGGUCCCCCCCCUGGCGUUUUAGUACCGCGAUAAUUUACAUAACAGUCCCCGAAUUUGCAUAGUAAAUUCCCCGCGUUGCGCGGUUCGAGUUUUUCACGUAGAAGGGAAGAAAACGUGCGAUUCGCGACUUCGUGGCGCGAAGUGCCGUGCUGCGUGGUGUGCUGCCCGGCGGGAGAAAGUGCCAGUUCACCGCUGUGCGUCGUUCUGCGUCGGUUGUUUUCUUUUUUCCCCCCUCGGUGGAUCGUACACCCGAUCGAUGAUAGACCGUCAUCGGCGUCCCGCCCGACGACGAUGACAGAGGACUCGCGUCCUCGCGGGACAGCAUGACCCUUGGACCGUCCGCGUGCGUUAACAUGCGCGAAGACACGCGUUUUCGCGGGUACCGUGGGAUCCUCCUGAAGUGAUAACGUCCGGUUCCCGGGAAAAGAGAAAAAGAGAGGGAGGGAAGACCCCUAAAGGAUCACAAGGAUCGUCGAACGUGGAGGGACGGAGAUCGUGGACCGCGAAGAUCACGAGGACAACCGCUGUUGGCCGGCAGACGUGAGCUACAGGCUGAAGAAAUCAAUCAUAUCGUAGCCAUGAACCUCGCGCUGCAUGGAUUUUUGCUGCAGGUUUUCGUGUCGAUACUCGACUUUCGUCAUGGCCGUUUGUUAUGCAGCGCGGGGGAACCUGGCUAUCUGGACUUUGACAACCUGCCGGAGACGAAUUUCUCGUGUCAAGGAAAGGUGAUCGGCGGAUACUACGCGGACGUCGAGGCGGGCUGUCAAAUGUUUCACGUCUGCACCAUCGGCCAGAAAGACGAGAUUAUGGACAUAAAGUUCCUCUGUCUGAACGGGACCGUCUUCGACCAGGAGACCAGAGUCUGCGAGAGGGUUGACGAGGUCGACUGCAGCAAGAGCGAGCGAUUCUACAAUUUGAAUCUGGAGCUCUACGGCAACAACGCUGUGACGCUCAGCUUGCACGGCGAGAACGGGGAGGACGAGGACGAUCUGACGAUCGAUCCGGUAGAGGAACACCAGUUGCGAACCACCUCGGCGCGGCCCGUUACUACUAGCACGACCAGCACCACCACGUCCCGGCCCAGCAAACCGUCCACCACGGCCGCGAGCGGCUCCUAUCAGCAUCCGGCCGGCUAUCCGCAGCACUAUCAGCCGCAGCCGCCGUUCCCGCAGGUGCACACCAGCCAGUCCAAGUCGUUGUACGACGACAAGAACGGCGGCUACCAUCACCAGUACAUCUUCCACAGCGGCGGCGGAGGCAGCGGCGAGCGCACGGGCAACAACCAGGCCACAUCCUAUCAGCUGUUCAGCAGCCAGGGUGCCGUGAGCUCGACGACGAGUGCCACGCCGUCGCCCCCGCCCCCGUCGCAGGUCCAUCAGAUCAGGUAUAGCUCGACGGUAGGUCCGCCACCGCAGAUCCUCCACAGCGAGCCGCCGUCCACCGUGACGCCGCUGUUCCGCGGCGCGACAUCCCCCGCGACGAUACAGACGCUGCUCAACGGCAAUGCGAACGGCGGCCCGGCCGCCCUGAUCAACCCGAUAUUUCACAAUCACGGGAUCGCGAGCACCACCGAGCAGUUUACCGUCCACAGCAACAAUCCGCGCGAGACCACCGACUAUCGCGACGACGGCAAUCAGGAGCAGGAUAUAAGGACGCUGGAGGCAAUACAGUCGGCGAAUAAGGGCAAAAUUUCUAAGCUGACAAUAUCUCCGGUGCCAAACCAGCAAGAGCCGUCCCGAACGGUGCAGACGAAGACAAGCCAAACGUCGCAGCAGCAACAACAGAGAAUAUCGGGCAAUUUCCUGCCGACCCCGACCACGACUGUCCGAUCGUUCUAUCCGACGCCGAGGCCCUCGCCGAAGCCCUCGCAGUCGUCGGUUACUCACGUCACUCAACAUAUUCACAUAUCGCCGCAGCUUAAAUCCCAUCAGAUCACUAUAAACCUACCGCCGCCGGACAUCCAGAGAAUCGUGCAGAAUCCGUCGCCCUUGCUACCCUCGCAGUCCCGGGUGAUCGUCACGGCGAAAGCGAGCGUGAGCGACGAAUCCGGCAGACCCCUGAACACCACGCAGCUGGUGACACUGCCGCUGCCGACUAUACCGGCCAGCUACGACGACUACAAGGAGGGCGACGAGUCCUUCGAUCCCUUUUACCGCGACGUCCCGAAAAUUCGCAAAAGUCGCCAGGACGCGAUGGAGAAGAUGAGAGUCUCGCGCGGGAAACGAUCGCUCGAGCAGUCCUAUCACCUCGUUUACGGAGUGGACAGUCGGCAAGAUGAAGGUGCCAAAGUGACACAGAAGAACGAGCCAUGUGGAAAUGAAGAUGACGCGAUAGCCAGAGAAAGCGCACGUACCCAGAUUAACGUUGAAGAUUUUCGAGACAUUAAGGAGAGUCUGAUGAAAUUUAGAGACAUUUUAUUUAGUGAUGAAGCGAACGAAAAUAUCCCUCGUAACGAUACUGAUGAAGAAAUUAAAAAUAAUACCGAACGUGUUGAGAUAAAUAAUGAUACUUUCGAGACGACAUCUGUAAAGCAAGUGGAAUACAAUGCGAUAAAAAAAGCAGACUACUUAGAUGAUUUGAAAACAGAAGCCGCAAAACACUUGGAUUUGAAUAAAAAUAAAGAUGAAGAUAAGGAAGAAGAUUCAAAGAAGUCUCUAAAUGUCAAAGUUAAUACCGAAAAAUCGCUUAAUAGGGACAAGUAUGCCAAGCACACGUCAGAAUUAGAACUUGAGAUUUACACUGAAUCUACAACUGCUCGCUCGCAGAAAAAUGAAUCUCGGGGAGACAUUAUAGACGUAAUAAUACUCGACAAUGAUUUCAAGGAGGAAACCACGUUCGCGAAGCCCGAAGGACCCAUCGAGGAAACGAAUUCUGGCACGCACGACGCAUCGGAGAUCGAUGGGAAAGUUGCGCACAGGGGACAAAUCGCGGGACACUUAAUAAAAAAUGAAUCGGGAUCGGAUUCUGUCGACGAGAGUAGACAACAGAUAGUUCCGCGCGAGACAACGGUGAAGCGAAACGGUACCAAGCAAAGCGGAGAACGAAAAUCUGGCCCGAGAAGAAAGGUUUCUCGUUUGAGAUCUUCGAGAAAACGUAUAUCUUCUAGAAUAAGGCAGCAAAAAACGAAAAAUGUCGUCGAAGUGACGGAAGCAAUUCAGCAGAAGGAAGACACGGAAAGAACGACUUCUACAACUAAUACUGUUGACACUACUACUAUUGUUACUGCUGUUGAUGUUACUACUCCUACUUUUGCUACUACAACCGUGACUCCAUCCGUCGCACCUUUUGAGACGACAGUUGCGGACCAAGUUGACAGCGACAUUUUCGGAGAGUCGGAAUCACAAACUUCCAAAGAAGUUGAUACGAGGGCGAUCGGUCAACACGACACGACGUACUCAAACAACUUGGAGGACAACAAGAGUCGUGACGCCAGCAAGAACAAGGAAUUGGAGCGAUCAUUCGAUCUUAAGAUUGUGGAGGAUCGCAUGAGAAGUUCGGAUCUACGCACCGACAAAACAAAGGAAGACUUCGCAGAGAAACGUGAAACGAAAUCUAACACGCAGAGUAUUGGCGAGGAAAGCACGACCCUCACCGAGAAUCCGCGAAGCACGGAAGAAGCGGAAACGACGGAGAUCACAACGCGCGUCUACGAAGAGAAAAAAUCUGCCGAUGAGGAAUCCUCUUCCAAGGAGUAUGAGACUCCGAACGACGAUGAAGGUGAUACUACGAGUACUACUACCAACGAGGAAGAAACCGAGAUUACGAGUUCUCGCGAGGACAACUCGGAGCAAGAAGAAUCGUCUUACGAGGACGCAAGCAAGAGAUCGAGCACUGAUGUUUCGGACGAAGAGAGUCCAACCUCAUCGACGUUCAGCGGCGAGGAGAUAAAUUCCGAAGAGAAUUCGAACGAGUAUACGACAGAUACAACGGAAUUGUCCGCGGGCAGUAGUCAAGAGGAUUACGGGGGGCCGGAGAGUACCGAGGAUUCCACCACGCUCGCGGAUUACACGACUUCCGAGGAAUACACCGAUUCGCAGGAGGACUUCGCGGCUUCGACCGAGGAAGCCGAGGGCAGUACCGAGGGUGUACUGAAAUUCACGGACGAGCUACCGCUGUCGGACGACAGAGGAGACGCGACGGAGGAGGCGACGGAGGAGACGUCCGCGGAGACUUCUGCGUCCGACGAUAACGACGCGCACGAUUACGUCGACGACAAUUACGAGCCGGAGAAUUACAGGGGUACGAAAGCCACCACGACGCUCUCGAACGACUCCGAGGAGGAGAAUAAAAACGAGGAGAGGGAAGAUGCGAAAGAUCCCGAUCGUACGGGGAACGUGGAGACGCAACGGAUCGAUGACAGUACCGAGACGGAAACGCAGACGGAGUAUGCAACGACGGGUGUCACAAAGGUUGACCUCCGGGAAGUUGGGACUUUAACUACAAUUUCGUCGACGACAGCAGUGACCACGACACCGUUGUUGAGCACGACGACUGCGUCGACCGCAACGGCAUCGGCCACGACGGCGUCGAUCACAUCGGCAUUGAACGCGACAAUUGCGACAAGCACCACCAUCACCACCCCGAAGAGCACCAUCAUCCGUCGGCCGAUAACUACGACUCCUCGUGCCUCCACGCCACCGAAACUCUUCAAGCCCACCGGGAACAGGAGGAUUUACGCUUACAGUCCUCCUACGACGACUCCGAAUCCGGUCGUGAUCAAGCCGAGAGUUGGUCUGUUCAACCCGAAGCCAGCAAAACCAUUUAAAACUUAUAACGAACUGGCGCCGAAGCCGGUCAUCAGGAAGCUCGUUUUAUCGCGAAAACCUGUUUCUACCACCGCAGCUACUACUACUACUACUAUUGUUACUACUACUACUACUACUACUACAGAAAAAUUGAACACGGAAAAUCUGGAAAUGACGAUGGAGCCUGUAACGAUGGUAAUGGCGACGGCAGAAACGACGACGGCAGCGACGACUACGACAGCAGCGACGACGACGACGACGACGAUGGCAGCGACAACUUCGACAGCGGCUACGGAGACAGCGGAGUCCAGCAGAAACGAGGAGAACGGCCUCGAGAGCAAACUGACGGAAGCGAACGAACAUGUGUCCCUCGAUCCUUCCACGAGGAACGCUCAGACGGAGGAUAACAGGGAGGAUCAACUUCCGAGCUCGUCCGAGCAGAGUACUCCAGCCAACUCCUCGAAGGACGCUGAUACGGGAACCACGAAGACCACUUUCACUUCUUAUCCCGUGUCCACACUGUCCGCUCCCGCGUCUUCCGCCGAACGAACAACGGAGUUGGACUCCAAACCGCAGGAAACGACAGAGGCCGUUCUCGUGACGAGCGUUUCGACGACGACGACGUUGCCGUCCGAAAAGUCGUCCGAGUACGCUGAGAUCACGUCAAGUACGGAGAAGUACCACGAAGUAGCGGAGACUACCGCAACGACAGCUUCCACCUCCAGAGUCUAUCAGCAGGAAAUCUCGUCCUCGGUCCCCUCGGUUGCGCCUACGAUUCCGGAACGCGCGACGUCGGUCUCGAUCUUGACAACCAUCCUGCCCAAGGCGGACGACGCCGAUCCCGUCGCGUCUAUGGAGGCCGCGAUCCUCAGGUCGAGCGGCCGGAAGCCCGUGAAGUCGCGGAAGCAUCCGAGCUUCAAUUGCCUUGAGAAAGAGAUGUAUCGCUUCUACGGCGAUUUCAGGGACUGCCGAUUGUUUCACUACUGCUCACCCGGUUUCACUUCGCGACAGGUGCUGGACUUCCGGUUCGUGUGCGAGGAGGGCACGGCGUUCGACGAGCUGACGCAGAGCUGUCGUCACGAAGUGCGCAAUCGGAAGUGUCGGAACCGCUCGUGGUGAAAGCCUCCGCCAUUUCGUUUUCUCCGAAUCCCGUGUUUCCUCGAUUCCGAUUUGAUUUUGAUAAUUCGUGAAUCCUCUAGGACUCUUUAGCGUAUUUAUAUUUUUUCCUUUCUUUUUUUUUUUUUUAAUGCAGCAGAAUAUUCCGUUAGAAGAAAGAGGGCUUCCUCCUUCUCCUAAGCCCAUUGCCAUAGCGCCUCGCGCUGGAUUCACACUUAUUAAAGUCAAUGCGAUCUCCGAUCGACUCGCAAUCGUCGGCUCGGAGAGGGAAGCGAGGAGGCACAUCGUCGCGUCGGCGUGGCGUCUCGUGCACCCGAGGAAAAGAAGUCGCGUUUGUCACUAGCAUUUAAUUAAGAGAACGAAGUAAUCGGUUCCUACGUUAUCCUCGAGAAUAUGUGUUGGCGCGAGAGACAUUAAGUAAAGACAGUCGAACGAAUGGUUCGGAAGCGCGAAGCGCUAAAUUUCUGAACGUUGCCGAAUACAUUGCCGAAGGAACUGUGGUUUAUCCGCGUGCUCUUGGCGUCCCCUGCUCGUACGCAGCGCGAUAACGAAAUCAGCAGUCUGUGAAUCAGCUGAAGAAAAAAUGAAGCAAUUUGUUGUUGAGAUAAAGUCGAAUAUAUAUUUUUAAUAAAGUAUCUACGACUGUACUCACUACACUCACGUCAGCGCGUGGUAAAAAUAUUUUUGAUAGAGAAGUCUUUCCUAGAAUUUCGUAUAAGGUAUUUUUGAUAAAGCGUCCUAUGAAAUUAUAUUUUUUACAGAUUUAAAUAAUAUUAAUAUUGUCGUGUACAUACUGGAGUAUGUCGAACUGAAUAUCGCAUGCACAUAGACAAUCGCAUCGUUUAUCGCACUCGUCGAAUUAAUUCACGUCGCGGUAUCAAAAGUGCAAUCAGAUGUAAUUGCUCAAACGUUUAGAUACGAAGGUAGCUUUGGUAAAUGAUGUAGAUAUCUCGAAGUAAAGAAGCUUGCAAGACGUGUAGUCGACUUAACGGAUGCGUUGCAACGACAUGUGAGAAAGCCGAAGGUGAAGAGACCGUCGGCUUACAGUUUGCAUAAUUCGUAUAUUCUAUUACACGCAUUCCGUUCGCGACACAUCCGAACGUAAUGCCGGUCGGACGAUUCGCGUUUACCUCUUGUAAAGGCUCUUAAUUUCCUACUACUACUAAUUAGCGCGCUUCAAUUACGAGCGGAAACGAGCGCGCGUCUUUAAGUCAGUAGACAAAGUGUAGAUGUAUUUUUUUUUUUGCAAACUCACUUCGAGUACAUCUUUAGAGAUUUAGUUUAGAUAGAAUCUAUAGGAAAUUCUCGCGCGUGCCGCCAAAUGAACCGGUAACUCGUUAUUAAUAAUAAUUUCCCGCGUGUGUGUAUAUACGUCGCGCGUACACGUUUCAACGCGCGUGUACACACACGCAUGUCCAAAUCUAUUAUAUAUUUUUUAAGCAACUGUACUAUGUCAAUAAUAAUUGUAUGUUCUGUAUGCA
This is a messenger RNA of Monomorium pharaonis (pharaoh ant), 9582 nucleotides long. RefSeq names its product serine-rich adhesin for platelets. The record is from RefSeq and is a predicted model, not a curated record. The coding region runs from base 2819 to 8104 and encodes 1761 amino acids. The transcript has 7 exons. Gene Ontology annotation, molecular function: chitin binding. NCBI's taxonomy places the organism in Eukaryota, Metazoa, Arthropoda, Insecta, Hymenoptera, Formicidae. Gene Ontology annotation, cellular component: extracellular region.